Messenger RNA from Moesziomyces antarcticus, 1476 nucleotides. Its product is annotated as mitochondrial carrier protein. The record is from RefSeq and is a predicted model, not a curated record. The coding region runs from base 1 to 1476 and encodes 491 amino acids. Lineage: Eukaryota; Fungi; Basidiomycota; Ustilaginomycetes; Ustilaginales; Ustilaginaceae. The transcript has a single exon. Gene Ontology annotation, cellular component: mitochondrial small ribosomal subunit. Gene Ontology annotation, molecular function: structural constituent of ribosome.
AUGGCUGCAUCUGACCUUCCUGCUGGACAACGACCACCUCAACCUACAUCGACACUUGGAGAUUGCACCACCAAAAUGGCUUCCGCUCGAUUUGGAAGCUCGCUCAGGGUGCUGGCGCAACAGCAUGCCUCGACUGUCGGAACCAGCAGUGCGGCAUCCAGGAGCUUUGUAACUUCCGCCGUGGCAUCGGCCGCAGCCAAGAAGCCGGCACAGGUCAAGAAGAAGGCGGUGGUCAAGAAAAAGUCGACACACUCGGGGCCUCGCUCCACCAGCGGCCGUCGUAAGGGUGGUGCCGACUCGACGGCAGGCCUCACGAGAUCCUCGGAAUUCCACGUCGAGGCGCCGGACAUGUCGCAUCUGCCGCUUCUGCACGCCGAAGCGCUUACACCAGCCUCGGCCGGACAGACGUUCGCAUUCAGUGAGCAGACGCUGGCGGCUUUCAAGGCGUUCGGUCUGCCUCAGGAGCUCGAGAGGGAGCUUGCGACACAGCCCAAGCCACGCUCGCUCGUGCGACAGCAGACGCUCGAUGUGCUCGACAAGCUCGACGCGGCGUCCAAGGCCAACAAGGGCACGAGCAUCGUGCUCGACGGCAACCGGGGCUCGGGCAAGUCGAUGCUGCUUGCGCAGUCGAUCGCGUAUGCGCUCGAUGACGGCUGGGUUGUGGUGUCGGUGCCGCGCGCGAUCAACCUGAUCAACUCGUCCACGCUCUACACGUACAACGCGCAGCACAAGGCGUAUCUGCAGCCCGAGGCGACACAGCAGGUGCUCGAAGCGGUGCUCAAGGUGAACGGCGCAGCGCUCAAGCAGAUCAAGACGACGGACAGCGUCAGUGUAGACGGCAGCCAGAUCGAAGCGGGCACGGCGGUGGAGACUUUGGUCAAGCGAGGCAUCGAGACAUCGUCGGCGGCGGCAAAGCAGACGCUGCUCGAGGCGACGUUCAAGGCGUUAGCGAGCCAGAAGGAGCGUCCUGUGCUUGUGGCUGUCGACGAUGCGCAGGCGCUCUUCCGCACGUCGCUGUACAAGGAUCCGGACUUUGUGUCGCUCGAGUCGUAUGAGCUCGGCUUGCCACGUGCACUGCUUUCGCUCAUCACCUCUGAGGGAUCGGCGAUCGGACGUGGCGCGUUUGUAGCGGCUUUUUCCACCACACACACCGAAUCCCCCACCCCGCCCGAGCUGCAGAUCGCACUCGAGGAGAAGACGCAGGGCAAGGCGAACCUCAUGAGCCAGGCGAUCAACGCGUACACCAAGCUCAGCAAGCAGCACCUCGAGCAUGCCCGCCAGGCGCUCACCAAGGCCGAGUUGGUCGACACGUCCAAGCCGCUUACGCGUGAAGAGGCGGCCGCGAUCUUUGCGCAGCUGCGUGACGAGAGGAGGCACUGGAGCGCAGCCAACGACGAGCUCUUCCUCGCCAAGCUCGUCGAGACCAACGGCAAUGCGCGCCUCUUCAGCAAGAGCCUCGUUUCGACGCUGGUAUAG